Messenger RNA from Platichthys flesus (European flounder), 4628 nucleotides. RefSeq names its product protein phosphatase, Mg2+/Mn2+ dependent, 1F (gene ppm1f). Lineage: Eukaryota; Metazoa; Chordata; Actinopteri; Pleuronectiformes; Pleuronectidae. Bases 154 to 1467 code for a protein of 437 amino acids. The record is from RefSeq and is a predicted model, not a curated record. Gene Ontology annotation, molecular function: cation binding; protein serine/threonine phosphatase activity. The transcript has 8 exons. Gene Ontology annotation, biological process: negative regulation of protein kinase activity; protein dephosphorylation. Gene Ontology annotation, cellular component: cytosol.
GGGAUGUAGAGUGCUGCAGAGCGCUCCACAUUGACUGAAGUCUAGGUUGUGAUUUUAUCAUCAGUGUUUUACCAUCAGCUUCAUCAGCGCAGUUUCCUCUUUGAACAUUGAGCCCUGUUCAUUCAAGAGCGUGCUGCAGACAAAUUCAGCGAGAUGGAGGAAGAGACCCAGUCUUUCUUGGGGAGGUUUGUGGACGAGUUCCCAGCUGCUCUGGAGGACGACAGUCCACUGCCUGUCAGCCCUCUGAGUCGCAAAGUCUCUCUGGAGGAGCUGCAUGGAGAGAGCCUGGAGCUGGGCCUGAGGCUGCUGACUGCCAGGGGUGCUCCUGCAGUCCUCAGCGCCUUCCUGUGCCAGGCAGCGUUUUCUCAGCUGCUGCGGGAGGACCUUUCACGUUUCCACUGCCCAGAGGAAACCGAGGCCAACCAGGAAGAAGAACACAAAGCAGUCUUACUUCAGUCAGAGGCAGUCCAACGCCUCUUCCUGAAUAAGGUGAUAGAUGUAGCUCUGGCAUGGCAUCAAAACAUCCCCAAGCCUUCCCCGUCAUCUUCCCAGUUCCACCCCUGCUCUGUUCAUGCCAUCAAGAACACAAGGAGAAAGAUGGAGGACAAACAUUUGGCCUUAGCUGAGUUCAACCAGCUCUUCGGAAUCCAGGAUGGAGUGGAGCGUGCCUACUACGCCGUUUUUGAUGGACAUGGAGGGGUAGACGCUGCCACCUACACAGCAACCCACCUCCAUGUUGCCCUGAGUAAACAGGAAAUGCUACAGAGCGACGCAGCCACUGCCUUUAAAACUGCCUUCAAACACACAGAUGACAUGUUCAGAGACAAAGCCAAGAGAGAGCGUCUGCGGAGCGGCACUACAGGCGUGGUGGUGCUGAUCCAAGGUCAAGAGCUGACUGUGGCCUGGCUGGGAGACUCUCAAGCAAUGCUGGUCCGAAAGGGUGAAGCUGUUACACUCAUGGAACCCCAUAAACCAGAGAGAGAAGAUGAGAAACAAAGAAUUGAGGAUCUUGGCGGCUGUGUCACCUUCAUGGGUUGCUGGCGUGUUAAUGGCACCUAUGCCGUUUCGAGAGCAAUCGGUGACUUUGACCAGAAGCCUUAUGUGUCUGGAGAUGCCGACUCCUCAAUGGUCCAGCUGUUUGGUGAUGAGGACUACGUGUUACUGGCGUGUGAUGGCUUCUUUGAUACAGUCAAACCUUCAGCAGUCCCAGAUCUGGUCUUGGACGCACUUCAGCAACUUGGUGACCCUGAAGGAGGAGACACUCAACAGAAACAGUCUGAGGAGAUUAUUGGGCUGAGAGUCGCUCAACAUUUGGUAAGUCAUGCUAAGGCAGCUGGCUCGAGUGAUAAUAUAACAGUGAUGGUGGUGUUCCUGCGUCCACCAAAGCAGUUGCUAUCUCAAGACCCUGCUACAGGAACUGCACAAGCUACUGCGGACUCCACUUCCCAAGAUGCUCGACAGCAGUGAAGGAGGGAAUCUGCUGUCCAGACACCACUUUGCUAAGCUACUGCCUGAAUCAGUAUAUCUCAGCCUUUUUUCAGUCCCCGGCUCCUGACAGACAGGAGGUCGUCACACUAUGUUGUUACUACUUUGCAAAAUAGCAGAUUCAAGUAUUACUAAACCAGACCACAUGGUCACAACGGUCUGAUGGAUGGAAGGCUACAGGAACCUGUACAGCUACCUGUAAUGGAACAGGACGUACUGAGUCCCCAGACAUGUUCUCACAAUAGAGAUGUGCAUUUUUUAUCUCAUCAGUAACCAGUGCUCAUGAGUAACCAUUAACUGACAAGAAACAACUUUUACAAGGAUACAUUUUUACAUAUGCAAACAACAGCCUAAACAAUAAACUAGACCAAUAUUUCUACAGUUUUUCCCAAUGAGUAAGUUACCUAGACUCCAUCAAAAGCAUCAGGAUAAGUCCUGCCGCCUAAAGGCAGGCACAUGCUUCUGCAACUGCGUCUGCGGCUUUUCACGCAGCUGUGUCGAAGGACUCGUUUUAAUUUAUGCUUCUCUAACGUGUUGCGCGUAUGCAACGGAAUUCGCCUUAGAGACGCCUUUUUUGUGUGUGGCAGUCGUCGUCGACUGUUUAUUUACAUCGCCACGGCAGCUCCUCAUAGCCUUCUUCUGGCGGACAAAUCCGCCAGUCAGUGACGGGUUAUACAAGUGGUCAUACUUUCGGAUUUCUUCUGCCAAAAAAUUGGGCGACGCACGUAAGGGCCCCGUAAGGGGCCUGCAAGGGCUCUUGCGCUUGCGGGCUUCUGAAAACGCAGAAGCAUGCGCCGGCCUUUAGUGUGUCGGUAGACCUUUAAACAUCCAUUCAGUUUAUACCAUCGUUGGAUGUCUGGCCAACCUAAUAUAGGUUCUAAAUGCUGCUUUGGUGAUUAUGAAAGUAAACUGCUGCAUAUACAGUUUGCAAUUAGAAUAAUCAACCCCCAAAAACAAGGGCUUUAUAUAUUUGUGGGCCUUUAGCUGUUUAGUUUCAUAAGAGAUACAAUUAAUAUGCAUAUUGCAAGUAUUGAGUCUUUGUUUCUGUUAUGGCACUUUUGCCUCUGAUGGAAAACUGUACUUUAGCAGACGUGUGAUUAUGACAUGAAAGGCCAAGAUGAUUUCAAUUUUUAAGCUGAACACUGAAAUGUGAAAUUUAACCACUAGAGAAUACUUAAUACUGUGUCUGCAUUGAAAGAUUUUAAUGUGAAAACCGUUUAUCUGAAUGUGUGGUUUGAAUUGAGCUCUUUUUAAAUUACAUUAUUUCUAACUUAAAGGUUUUUUUCAGCUUCACAAAUUCACAUAGAAGUUCCAGUUUCCCAAAUUUUCAGUCACUCAUCUAAACUUUUGUAAGAGACAAAAGUCUAAUUUCACAACAGUGGCAGAUUUAACUUCAAUUUUUUUCAAAAGUUUAUGAAGUAAUGUCUCCUUUCUAUCAGAUAGGUAGCCAGAAACAGAUUUUUAUUAUUCGCAGCUAAUUAAGCUAAGCUUCAUUAGUCCAUCGGAAAUGAUAUCGAUCUUCUUCCACAAAUGUCUGUCUGUAUGUGGGACACAUAUUUUUCUAAAACUACAUUUUAUCAUUUUCAAAGUUGGUUUGUGUAUUGUAGAUUGUCUGAGGAAUUGCAGUGCUGAGUGUGUACAAUUUGAACACAUGAUACAUUCAAUAUUAAUAAAAUGUGUAUAAAAAGGCGACGAGCGCUCUGUAUCAGUCAGUGGGGCAGUGUGCCUUCUGUCUUAGGACUGAGUUGAAUCAUCAUCUUCAUCUUUAGAUAAUUUACAGCAGUAAUGAAGCAAUUUUAGUUUCAUUUAAUGAAAAUCAUGAACUAUAUUGCACAUGAGUCAGGUCGGAUGAACCUGGCACUACAUUAGUUUUGCAAAAAUACUGUGUCUAAGGCUAAUGGCUGAGCGUCUUCAUGAACUACAGGUCAAUGUAUGUAGCAUUGGUCUUUAUAAGUUUUGUUACACAAACUUUUUGGGACCAGCCUCACAUAGCAGGACAUGCUACACGCUAGCUACUUCUUCAGAUACCAAACCAGAUACCAUGAUUUCGAUAAUUUCUGUAUGAUGAAGGGUUUCAGCAAGUUCAAUUCAAAUCACACAUGUGGAUGGUUUUUAACUAAGGUAAUGAACUCAUUAUUUCCUUGCUUCAGUAUUCUCUGUGGCAGAUUUCAAAUACUCUUAAUGUCUGUUACCUUUAUUUGAACUGUUAUUAUUUUUUGUCAAACUUAAGUUCUCAUCUACCACAUCUUGUACAGUGUGUUUUCUAAGACUCAGUAUUACAUGCAGUGUUUGGAAAUGACCAGGUGUCAAAUAACGAUGUAAAGAAGUCUCAGUGAGAUUUUUUUUUUUUUUUUUUUAAUUUUAUUUGGACAUGGACAUGACAAUGUCAUUGGACGAACCAGAUGCAUUGUUUAUACAGUGUAUUAGCAUAAAUGCUAAUACACUGUAUAAAGAGAAUCACAGUAGACAUAUUAAUUAAAGUAACACUGUGUAUAACAUACCAAAAACAGAAGAGUGUAGUUGUAUAAACAUAAACCGUAAUAGUAGAAACUUUUAACGAUUGCAGAUGGAAAACUGUAUCAGUGAAAUGUAACAUCUCACUCAAGCGUUUUAGCUUUUAAAAUCAUGACAUUUUCUAACUCCCAUUUGCAGUGGGAAGUGAUUUCUCACAAAUAACCUUAACUGUGCUGCAGUGGAUUACAUCCACAUUCAUUUUAAUAACUAACGCCAAACAGUAUGACAAUUAAGAAUAUUACACUGUGCACCUAGCAGAAAAUGACUUGGAUUAAGUCAGUAAACAGACUGUAAUGAAAAGGUGUUUAUGAGAUGUUUUCAAUCUCCAACCUGCUGGUUCUGUGCUUUAUAUAGGAAAAAGAUAAUACAGGGAUAAUGGAAUAUCUGCUUAAGCUUGUCUGGCUGAUGUGUGUUGCUUCUUUAACUGGAUCACAAACUCUGACAGUAUUUCUAACGCAUUAAAAUGUUUCCUUUCUUUCUUUUAUACAUUUUUAACAGAUCUUCAUAUUUUAUUGUGAACAUUAAGAUAUCAGCCUGUAAUGAUUUUGGGAUGUAUUGAUAAUGUUUUGCUCACAAGAUGGUUAACUGUUUUAUAUAAGGACUGAAUAAAAAGCUAUGAGUUUAAUAUA